Bursaphelenchus okinawaensis is the source of this 2291-nucleotide messenger RNA. Lineage: Eukaryota; Metazoa; Nematoda; Chromadorea; Rhabditida; Aphelenchoididae. The record is from the annotation of a GenBank genome assembly.
AUGCACGGUUACUCAUUGCGUCCGAAUUCGAACGCGUCCAACAACAAAACCCCCAACCAACAGGAACGACGAAACGGAGUCGACCGAAAUCAUCAACCGUUCGAAAUACGCUCAGCAUACGACGAGCACGACGAUUACCUGGACAGCCCAAGGUUAUUUCCAGUGAACGGUCGACAAGCAGGAUUCGGAUACAAGCCUCAACUUCAAUCUGUGGGCGAAAUAUACAACGAUACUAGUUCUGGGUACUCUACGGCAUCUGGAGCUUCUUCAUCCGUACCAUCUACGAAUACGUAUUGGGCUAGAAAAGACAACAACGACUUUGAGUUUGUACCUAUUAGAGAGCAGCCUAAAACUCCAAAUUUAGCUGGACCUGAGUGGAGGAAGAAUCCGAAUUCAGAGACUUACGGUAAGAUAAUUUAAUUUUUUUAGUUGUUUUUUAUUUAGGCUUUUGAAGAUUUAUAUAAAAAAAAAUACGGUAAAAAGGCUUUAUAGCUUGCAAAAUAACCAAAAAUUACAUCUUAACAUUUUUAGACCCUCCAUCGAUUAAUGAAUUGGUGAAUACGUUAGAGAACUUUGACCCAGAACCCCUACUUCAACGUGCUGUGAAAGCUCAACAAAAGGUUGAAGAACUAACCAAGUCCUUACCUCAACGUAGACCAAACACAGUGUUAGGUGAACCCUACUACAAUUCAGAAUCUCGAGUAUUUCCUUCUUUUGCACGUAAAUCUUCAAACGGCAACGUUGAUUUCAACGAUUUUCCGUCGAACCGCCGAGAUUCAAAACGUUUUCCCGGUCUAAGCACCGCUACUGUUUCCGCUGAUACCUCAAAGCCUACAGACUGUUCAAUCUCAAAUUCAACUCAUAACUUAUUGAACGUUGACACACGCCCAAAUCUCCAGACAAGAAAUAUUGACGUAUCUCAACUAGAUUCUGUUUUACAGAGUCCAAGUUCGGGCUCAGAACAUCCGAACCGACUUCAUUCAUCGACUUCUUUUGAUCCUGACAACUUUUUCAAUAGUGCUGACGAGUGGCGAGACUCUUUCUAUAAGAUGCGUGAUAGAUUUGGUAGAGAUAGAGACGAAAAUGGCACUAACAGAAGCCAAUUUGGUCGCGCUCCGUCAUUGCUUUCUAAAAGUACAAGUCAAGGAAACCUGGGAUAUCCGUAAGAAAAUAAAAUUUUAAAAACUAUCAUGCAUAUUCAAAUUUUAGUAACUCUGACACAGAAACAAACUCGACAGACGGCAAUUAUUCGGACUGGUCUAGGCCACGUAAUUCGUUGGCCAAUUUUUGGCUUGAUACGUUAAGGAAUCACGUUGAUACACCUCCUGCGUUUCAACGUGCAUUCUCUCCGCGAUUGUCAGCGAGUGAACGUCUCGAACAACUCCACGAGCCUUUAGAUGAUUUAGACUCGCACACGGUCUAUCGUAGACCAAAUGCGGUUGAUAAUGUUGCAUCAAGAAGAGCACAAUAUCUGAAAGAAGCGUUUCGUUCUCACAGUCCCUUAGUUGGAAACAACUUUAAUGGGUAAUUAUUAUAUAUCAGAAUCUCAUAUCGAAGUUGCAUAAGUUUUUUUUGUAAUACUUUUUAAUUCUUUGACAAGAACUCGUAGUUAAGCUAAAAUUUUUAGUACUUCCGCAACACAUGACCCCAAUUUUUCCGAGCUAGACAAUGCUGUUGGUGAAAUAAACGAUCGUUCGGGGUGUGGACGUUUCCCCACAAAUGAAGUAAAAUACACUACAACUACUACAAACCCUGACGGAUCAACUACUAGGUCUUACUUUGGCCAAACACGGUUUACCAUGCCAAACGGCGAAAGUCGAACCGUUGUUACGACAAGAUCAACCACAAAUCAACACAGUCCAUCACCAGAUACGUUGAGUGACGCUAGCCAGCAAUCGUUGUUGUUUUUGCCUCAUCCAAGACCAAAACACAACAUUAGAGAACAGUUGAUGAAUGCCGGAGUUAACAACUUCUUUUCUCAGUCUGGCUUUCCAUCUCGUCGACUGUUCAGUAAUGCCCAAUUUUCAUCGCCAAACUUCCCAUCUCCUACUACUGGUGGCGUAGCAUCGCGAGUUUCCGCAUUGGAAAAGCGAUCAAAUGGCAGUCCUAACCUACUACAACUAGCCUGUGUCUUGAACGGUUCAACACCAGAAUGUGGAGCACCAAUGUCACCAAGAUCUACCGUGUUCAGAAGAAAACCCGUCAUUCACGUCGAUUAUGGAGAUGAAGAUGGAGACAUAUUCAAAUUUCCGGAUCGCAACAGCCCGGUUGGUUAUUUUGAAAAAUUUUAA